Lasiosphaeria miniovina is the source of this 1103-nucleotide messenger RNA. RefSeq lists its product as uncharacterized. The transcript is spliced from 3 exons. The record is from RefSeq and is a predicted model, not a curated record. Gene Ontology annotation, cellular component: mitochondrion. Lineage: Eukaryota; Fungi; Ascomycota; Sordariomycetes; Sordariales; Lasiosphaeriaceae. The coding region runs from base 52 to 861 and encodes 269 amino acids.
CGACGGCGACGGCGACGGCGACGGUGACGGCAACCGACGACAACGACGACGAUGCUACGGACGGCAGCCGGGGCGCUCGACGCCGUGCUGGGCGGGAGCUCUCUUUCAAAGCGGAUUGCGAGGGACGCCGUCGGGAAACAGCUCUGGACCCGCAGGCUCUCGACCAACCUUGCGCCGCUCCCAUGGCACCAGAGCGUGCGCCUGUCUCAGCUCUGGCCCCGGAAGUCUCUGGCUGGCAACGUUAAGGGGACGUCGAAAGCCGGGCCGCUCCAGACUCACUUCUUUUCUUCGGCGAGGCGCCCCUUCCACUCCUCGAGGGCCCGAAGGUCCGAGGGAUCCUCGUCUUCCACAAACGGGAAGACGGGCGGAAAGGCGGCCGAGCCCGAACGGCUGGGGUUUACCGCGAGAAUGAGAAAGCUGUCAAGGGAAUACGGCUGGGCUGCGGUUGGCGUGUAUGCGGGACUGACCGUGCUGGACUUUCCCUUUUGCUUUCUGCUUGUCCGGACCGUUGGCACGGACAGGAUCGCCCAAGUCGAGCACGUUGUAGUGUCGUGGGCCGAAAAGGUAAUACCAGAGGGGGUCAAGACGUUCUGGCGCGAGUACCGCGAGGCCCUAAGGGAAAACAGGGUGCGAAAUGGUGGCGAGGACCUCGCCGUGGAGGGUUAUGGCGUCAAGGAGGCUGAGGAGCGGAGCAAACAGGAAGGAGCCAGCUUGGCAACGCAGCUCGCGCUCGCGUACGCCAUCCACAAGAGCUUCAUCUUCAUCCGCGUCCCCUUGACGGCCGCUAUCACGCCCAAGGUAGUCAAGGUGCUCAGGUCCUGGGGCUGGCAAAUCGGCAAGAGAAGGGGGGGCAAGCGUUGAACCAGCUUGGAUUUGCACUGCAUACGCCCCUCCUCCUCUCCCCCUUGGCACAAAUCUUGAUGUCGCUGCCUCCAUGCCUCCCUUCCCCGCCCUUCCCCCAUAUCACUAACAUAUUGUAUAUCAGAAGAUGGAAAAGAAAAAAACCACCGACGUUAUUGUGUAGAUAGAUAGCGGGUGCAUCUUUGUUUGCGUAUAUAGACAAGAACCCUCCAAUAACAAUGUAACAUUAACUUGUACUGAUA